AAAUAUUAAAUACUGUCCGUCUUGAAUAUAUAAUGGAAGGAGGAAGCUUGAGAAUUCACAAGGUUAAUCCUGUAUGGGAUGAAACUAUGGCUGAAUCUGGAUGUUCUGUUACGGAUUAUUAUGAAUGAUUACCAAAGUAGGCAAGUUUAUUAAUGAUCCCAUAUUGUUCAAGAUAGUAAAGUCAAAACAAUUUCAAAGACUUUGAAUAGGUUCUUCCCAAGCUUGGUAUUUUAGGAGGGAGAAAAGGGUGCCUUCAAACUAGUGUUGACUCCUUGGCCAACUCCCUGUAGUUUUUUUGGCACAAAGUCAGAAAUGGUUUCUCAUUACCAGCCUCCUAGGACUGAGAGAGUGACAGCCCAAGGUCACCCAGUCACCUUCAUGCUUAAGGAAGGAUGAGAAUUCAUGGUCACCAACUUUCUAUCCUGAUCCCUUAACUACUAUAUCAAAUUGGACACCAAAAUAUCAAAUGCAGUUCUGUAUAAUCAAACACAUUUUUUAAAAAAAGGGGGAUCUGAAUAAGGAACAUAAUUAGUGGUUAUCCCAAUCAAAAUGUCUAUAAAGUGAUUACUGUAAUUCCUUAUUUAGAAUCAUUAGAAACUGCACCCUGUACAAACAUCAAAUAUACACUGAUAAGCCACCAGUGUGACACAACUAAAAAACUAUAAAUUGCAUAUCACUGGCUCUACUGUAAUAACUCCUCUCUAUUGGCAUACUGAUGCUGAGAGCCAGUGUGGUAUAGCAGAUAAAAUGCUGGCUUAGAAACUAGGAGGCUGUUAUUUCAGAUCUCCUUUGGCCAGUCCUACCUAUUCGGUUGUUAUUGUAAAGAAAACAUGAAACAGGAGGAUUAGGUGUCUCGAAUUAUAUUCUGUAUAUAAAAAAGAUGGGAUAAUAAUACUCAUCUUGCAUACUGCGUCUAGUUCUGGGCACGUAUUUUAACCGGAAGAAAUUUGAACAGGUUCAGAGAAUGGCAAACGAAGGUGAACAGGUGAAAACGAAUACUUCUUAAGAUCUCUAUAAGCCCUGAACGCUUACUCGAGAAACAAUAGAGAGAUCACCAUAUCAUUCUUUAAAAUUCUGAGAGAAAGAAAGCAAAGACCUUUUCUCUCUCGUUUAAUGGAAGACAUCGAAAAACGAAAAACCCUAACCAGGCGAUGGGCUCCACUCCCCAAUCCAUAGUUUCUGGGAAGCGCUUCAGCAAUGCCUUCUCGCCGCUUUAUCCAGGAUUUCUUCUCACUUUCCGGGCUAACCCAUGGUUCUGGGAUUCUUACGAGAUCUUUCACCCAAAUACUAACCAGCCCACAGCAGGUGAAUCAAGUGCUGCCAUCUGCUGAGAUUGGAAACGGACGAAAAACUGGGGCAGUUAUAAAAGGCAUGUCACGAAGAACCAAUAACUAGCCUUCUUCGAGGCGAUUUACUGUUUGCUAACUCAAAAGUAGAAUGCAUUGAUCUUAAACAUAGUGUAAGCAAAAAAAUUCAGGUCACGCGCCCGCUGUGCUUGCAUGCACGUGCUCCCAAGACUUAAACCUUUCCGGGAAGAGUUCCAGACUCCACCUCUUCACAGGAGCAGCCAAUCGUCACUCUUGCAUUUGUUUUUCUUUCUUCGGUUAGCAUUGUUCUGCUUUGAGCAAAUAACAUGUCGUUACUGGCCACCAAUCAAUCGGUGUUCUUGCUCUUAUCACCAAUUAUCCCCGUUAUUUAUACCUCUCUGUUUACCCUCUCUCCCAACUUAAGUUUCUGUAGAAUCGAGCAUGCGUUCUCGUUCCUCUUCUUAGCCAAUCAAAUCGAUUUGCUCUCAACCAAUGGAAGUGCCUUCCUCUUCCCUUCUGUCUUCCGUGCCCCAUUCCCUCAGCCCCACCUUUGUUCCUCUUUCGGAGUAAUCGAAACUGACGGGUGGGGGUCUCUUCCGGCUUAUGCAUGGACACAUUUAACCAUGUGACCGGAAGUAGUAUGCAGCUCAAAUUGGGGUAACUUCCGCCUUUUUCUCUCUGGAUUCCUCUUGUUGAUGGGAAAUUGAGACAGCGGCUGAUGAGAGAUACAGUAAUGCACUGAAGAGGAAUUAAUUAUGAUUCACGAUUGAUCUUUUUGAGAUGGAUGUUAUGAUAGAUAUAGAAUCCAUUGACGGAUGACACAUCUGUACAUGAAUAUCAACAACUUCACUGUUCUCUCCAAGGAUGAGCAAGUUGUGUGACUUGCAGAACGCUGAUUUGGAGCAGAGUCUUCCUGCCAUUGUUUCCUCAUUUUCACACUCCCCAGGGUUUUCUCCACAUUAUUUUUCUUCCGAGAGAAGAAGAACCAUUUCUGAUGUGCGACGAACCUUCUGCCUCUUUGUGACUUUUGACCUUCUCUUCAUCUCACUCCUCUGGAUAAUUGAAUUGAAUACUAUCAAAACUAUCCAGGUCAAUUUAAAGGAAGAAGUAAUCUAUUACAAGUUUAAAACAUCCUUUUUUGACAUAUUUCUCUUGGCUUUUUUCCGGUUCUCGGUGCUACUUCUUGCAUAUGCUGUUUUUAAACUCCGUCAUUGGUGGGUUAUAGCGAUCACUACAUUGGUGUGCAGCACUUUCCUGAUAGUGAAAGUUAUCUCCUCAGAACUGCUGAUCAAAGGAGCAUUUGGCUAUCUUUUGCCCAUCGUUUCCUUUGUCCUUGCCUGGCUAGAAACAUGGUUUUUGGAUUUCAAAGUCUUGCCACAGGAGAUAGAGGAAGAACAAUGGUAUGUGGCAGCUCAGGCUGCUUUGUCCCGAGGACCACUCUUUUAUUCAGGAGCACUUUCAGAUGGCCAGUUCUACUCCCCUCCAGAAUCUGUUGCAGGAUCAGAUGAGUCAGAUGAAGAAGUUAUGGGGAAAAGGGCAGUAACCGAUGAGGAGAGAGAAUAUGUCCGGCAAGGCAAAGUAGCAAUGGAGGUAAUGGAUCAGAUCUUAGCUCAAGAAGAAAACUGGAUUUUUGAGAAAUGCACAGAAUUUGGGGAUACAAUUCAUUUUCUCGAAAUGCCAUUCUAUGGCAAGGUUUUCAUCCUAAAGGCUAUUCUACAAUGUCCGGCUGAGUUAGUAUACCAGGAACUGAUUCUCCAACCAGAGAAAAUGGUCUUAUGGAAUAAAACUUUGCUAGCAUGCCACAUCUUGGAACGGAUUGAUGAUAACACAACCGUAUCCUAUGAUGUGGCAGCUGGUGCCGCAGCAGGUGUUGUCUCACCUAGAGAUUUUGUAAAUGUGCGUCGGAUUGAGAGAAGAAGAGACCGGUACAUUUCAUCAGGGGUGGCAACAAUUCACAGCUUGCGCCCUCCUACUUCCAAAUACGUCAGAGCAGAGAAUGGCCCAGGAGGUUUCGUUGCCCUGAAAUGUCCCACCAAUCCAAAUCUUUGUACCUUGUUCUGGAUACUCAACACGGACCUUAAGGGUCGGCUUCCCCGAUAUCUAAUUAAUCAAAGCUUGAGUGCCACCAUGACAGAAUUUAUGUUCCACCUGCGUAAGCGGAUUAUGGAUAUCACAUCAAGAUCUAAUUCUUAAAACUUGGUUUAACAUUCCUUUUGAAUGUUCUGUGAAACUAUCAAGGCCCAAAGAAGUGGAUACCUCUUCCUACUAGUUGAAAAAAAAUAUUUAGAUGACAUUCAGGAUAAAAAUGAAAAAAUGAGCCUGUAGCUGGUGAUGUAAAUGAAUAGACUCAGGAAGAUAAUCAUGUGGGAAGAGGAGAUAAGAUGGCUGAUGGUUCAAAUCAGAACAUGUUGAAAAGAAAAAUUAGGACAAAAUCUCUGAGAUCUCUUGCUGACGAUCAAAGUUAACACUGUAGUUGUUGAGCCAUAAGAUGUGCCAAAUUAAUUCAUGAACAUAAUUGCAAAAUCCAGUGGCUUAAUUAAUCUCUUAUACUUCUGUCGUCCCUCUUUUCUUCCUUGGCAUGGUCAUACUAUUUCUGACUAGUAUAAACUGAUAAACACAUCCAAGUGUGAAGAGUAUCAUCAAGUAAUCCUGCAAAUGAAGUGAUAUGGUUGGAGUGCUGCAGAAUAAGCCAGAUAAUUUUCUAAUCACUGUUAUAUCAACUCUAGACCCUCCACUUUCCUAAAGAAUGAUGUACCCCUUCAUGUCAGAGGACUGAAUUGCCCAGUGGUGUGACCAUAAUUUGACUAUGUAUCCUUGAAGAGGUGAUGGUUUCAGGAAAUGAAAUUCCCACUAUCUCCAUUGAGUACAUGGAUUAAAAUUGUGGUUCAAAUUGGAAUGUGCCUAUCUGGGCUGCUGUUCCAGUUCUAUCAUGAUUUUUUUUUUUUUAGUUUCUUCCCAAGAAUGUGAAGAAUGUCCCAUCUCUAGCUGCAGAACUGAACCUUCUAUAGUGGCUAACAUUUCAUAGUUUGAUGAUGGUCUUCCAUCCUCUUGUGAGUAGGCUGGAAGGACUUGCUAAUUAAGGCCAAGAUUUAUAUUCUGUAUAUUCCUAAAUGACUUCUUAAUCCAGAAACAGUGAAUUCCAGCCCUUUUCCUGAAGGAUGCAUUGUUAAAUAUAAGAGAAGCUUACUUGAAAACACCUUGUUAUCUGCUUCUUUUCUUUGCCCUGACAGCAUCAUGAGGCAUGUGCUGGAUUUGUCAUAAUAAUGAAUGGACCUUCUUAAGGCAAAGAUUGGGGCUACCACCAGACAAUGGGGAUUAUGCUUCCUUAAAGUAGAUACUUGUGGUCCAUCUUCUUCCACCAAAAUCUAUUUUCAUGAAAAAUGAUUCCUUAACAAAUGCAGUUCCUAAGAAGGUUUUAGGAUAUGAGUUCCACUAGCAGUUCCAUCUAUCUUACAUAUAUCUUGCCUAUUACUGUCGAAGUGAAACCUUACUGCCUAUCAUCUCUGGGAAUAAGGAAAGUUAUAAACAAGAAGCUGCUUCAAAAUAUUUUUCUUGAUUUUUUUUAAGUAACUUGCAGCACCAUGAAAUAUGUGCAGCAGUUUUCAUCUCUAAGGAUUAACAAUUAAUCUUAUUUAAAUGCCUUCAGUUACUUUUAAACAUUCUGAUAUCAUUGGGAAGUGGCUUGUACUUUUUUGUAAAUCUGACAGAGUUUUCUUUGCCUUUACACCUCAUUUAAAAAGCCACUUGAAUAAAAAAACAUGCUUUUUGCUUCAAAUAUUUGAGAAUUAAUCAAAUAAAGUAAUAAUAAAAAUUU
Molecule: messenger RNA, 5121 nt
Organism: Crotalus tigris (Tiger rattlesnake)
Lineage: Eukaryota; Metazoa; Chordata; Lepidosauria; Squamata; Viperidae
Gene: STARD3
Product: StAR related lipid transfer domain containing 3
Exons: 16
Coding region: 2172-3500 (442 amino acids)
Molecular function (GO): lipid binding
Source: RefSeq, a predicted model, not a curated record